Dreissena polymorpha is the source of this 859-nucleotide messenger RNA. RefSeq lists its product as uncharacterized. NCBI's taxonomy places the organism in Eukaryota, Metazoa, Mollusca, Bivalvia, Myida, Dreissenidae. The record is from RefSeq and is a predicted model, not a curated record. The transcript has 2 exons. The coding region runs from base 85 to 612 and encodes 175 amino acids.
UUGACAAGCCAUUCCACAAUGGGCAGCUGAUGUCCAUCCACGGCUUCGUGAGAACUGAAGCAGGUACCACUACUCUUCGUCCUCAUGUCCCGUCGGCGCAAGGAAGAUUAUGUUGCAGUCCUCCAGAAGGUGAAGGAUGUCCUGAACAACUUCUCCGUAGAGGGGUUCAUGAUGGACUUCGAAGCCGCUUCCUGGGGUGCGGUCAGAGAGGUUUUUUCAGGAACACAGAUCACGGGGUGUGUGUUCCACUGGAGUCAAUCAGUGUACCGUCAGGUGAAAUCACUGGGUCUCGGUCCAGCCUUCAUGGCCAAAGGGUCCAUCUGGGACUUUGUGAGGAACCACAUAGAAAACGUGUUUCGGCAGCUAGCAGCCAGAGCCAACACAGAGCCACUCCGUAACUUGGUGGAGUACAUAGAUACUCAGUGGAUUAAGUCCAAGGUGUUUCCAGUACAGAGCUGGUGUGUUUUCAAGCACAGGGUAAGAACAAAUAAUGAUGUGGAGGGCUGGCACACCCGUCUGAAUGGUGAUUGUGGGAACCGUGCUUUGACUUUCUACAGGUUGGUGCCAGCUCUCCGCAAGCAGGCACAGAAUGCCCAGUUGGACAUCGAAUAGCUGCUUCUGCACGGCAUUGGUCGGCGUCAGAGGAAAGUCUACAGAGACAUGGACACCAAGAUCUGGAGCACCUGGAAUUACUACUCAGAACAGCAGAUCUCGUCGUAUUGUAACAAUUGAUGAUUGGAAAUAAAAUCAAAUAAUUAUUAAUUGUGUUGUGUUUCUGUUUAUGUUUAAAAUAUAUUUAAACUUUCAUUAAAUGUUUUACAAAACUUAACAUUGUUUUUGCUGUAUACCAUAUUAUGAA